AUGGCUCCUACGACGCGUGGCAAGCGCACUCCCAGCGCCAAAGCAAAGGCCGCCUUCGCCACCGCCAGCACGGGAGCGACGCCAACCAAAAAUACAACCUCCCCCAAGAACGGGAAGGGCAAGGUCCACCAUCCCCACCAGCUUCAGGUGUUCGUACCAUGA
Messenger RNA from Ectocarpus siliculosus, 162 nucleotides. The record is from the annotation of a GenBank genome assembly. NCBI's taxonomy places the organism in Eukaryota, Phaeophyceae, Ectocarpales, Ectocarpaceae.